Molecule: messenger RNA, 4952 nt
Organism: Pangasianodon hypophthalmus (striped catfish)
Lineage: Eukaryota; Metazoa; Chordata; Actinopteri; Siluriformes; Pangasiidae
Gene: cbx1a
Product: chromobox homolog 1a (HP1 beta homolog Drosophila)
Exons: 7
Coding region: 2356-3018 (220 amino acids)
Biological process (GO): chromatin organization; negative regulation of transcription by RNA polymerase II
Cellular component (GO): pericentric heterochromatin; nucleus
Molecular function (GO): chromatin binding
Source: RefSeq, a predicted model, not a curated record
CCAGCGCCACUUCCUGAGAAGUUUGUUAUUGUGCGGUUUGUUGAGAAGAAGAAAGGUUUUAUCGCCAGAAUGAGCCCUUUUGGCGUUAAACAGAAAAAAAGGUGACUUACCAACGCCAGGAAAAAGGAAUUCACUGCAUUGCUGUUUUGUCUCAAUGCUCUAAUUCUGCGAGGUGUAAUUAAAAAAAAAAAGCUUUCAUAUGCUUCCAGUCGAUUCUACCUUGCGAGCUUGUUGGGUAGCUAUGAUCAGAAGGGACAAUUUCAUUCCCACAAAGAAAACGCGAGUGUGUAGUAGACAUUUUCAAAAAAAAAAAAAAAAGCAAAAAGAAAGAAAGACUACUCUUCACCCACACCGAGUGUCCUUCUCCAGAAUGGGAACUCGAGAUGGAGUGUGAUGAGAAAGCAACAACACAGGAGCACGAUUACUGCAGAGCUCCAACAGCCUCGGCUUGAACUGAUGACCAGACAAACGAAAAUGAUGCCUUAGAGAGGAAAUUACAGGAGCUGGAGGCAAAGCUGGAAACUGUUCACCUCCAAACUGCUUUCACAGCAUCAGAUGAGGACAUUAAAUUUCACACAAGGGUCACGGUGAGUCCGGACAUAUCCUGGGACCACACCCUGGAUGGGAUACAAGUUCAUCACAGGGCGCCAUACACACACACACAUAUAUAUAUAUAUAUAUAUAAAUACACACACACACACACACACAGAUAUUCACAUAUAUUCACAUACUCAUUGACACCUAGGGGCCAUGCUGGUACUGAUGUAACGAAAAUAACUAACACUGUGAAAGGUAACGUUUAAACUUGUAUGAGCUAUGUCCAUAUGAGUAAUCUCAAAUAAAAAGUUAUAUUUACUAGGCUGGAGAGAAAAAAAAUGCUAGUCUGUAAAGAGUAUUAUUUAUCCAACAUUAGAUGAACUGGAACUUUAGAAUAAGACAAGAUAUGUGAAACGGUUUCUUUUAAUGCAAUUAGCUAAAACCAUGGUACAAACUGAAGCUGCAUCUAUGACUGAUGUCACCUCUUCUGCUGAUAGGCUCCUUCUGCAAAUGAUGUUGAACUAAGUGCAGAGCUACAACUGACCAAGGGCUUGAAGGUGUGAAAGUGAGGACAUUCACUUUGGGACAAUCCUCAAGACUUCAUCACAUACCAAGAUGUUUCUUGUUGUGUUUGGUGUGGUGCUUUUGUAAUGUCUCGCUAUGUAGCAGAGUCACUAAUGCCCAGUGUAAUUAGCCACUCAAAUGCUUGUGUAAAAUGUUUCUGUGUAUAGUAGAUAGGCUAUAGACAUUAAGUAAUUGAUCAUAAUUAGUUUAAUCAGUUAUUUUACUGGGUUUGAUUCACAUAAAUUGUAAUCCUACUGCUGCUUAAUAACAAGACAAAUUAAUAAUGAAAGACACUACAUGACCUUUUUCUCUAGUUUCAUGCCUCUCUUUGCUCUGAUCAAACUCAUUCACCGUUAUCGGUCUGCCCUGUCCCAAAUGGCUCACUCGCAGGUCCAUGAGAACGUGUCCUAUUUCACAUUUUAGGUUUCAAAAGGGUGCUUGUGAAUGCCCUCUAUGUGCAUUUAUCCCGGCCUUUGGCAAAGCCUGAAUCGCAGCAGUCUGUUAUCCAGAAUCCCUUUGCGAUUAUUUGUCAGGACCAAUCAGAUGGGUUCAAGGUUUAUUGCUUCUGAUUUCACCACAGUACAUCAUUCACAUUUGUUAGUUUGAUUUAUACAGUUUGGUUUUGAUGAGGGGGUUAGAUCAUGUACUCCAUUUGUCUCUAAAUGGAAAAUAAAGAUUAAAAGUUUACUGGCCUUCGCAUUGCAACCAUUAUCUCCAUUUCUCUUAUAAUCAGCACGGGUGUUUGGGUGAAUAACAGUUUUGGGAUUCUCUGCCAGUAUCACUGAAUGGUCAGCCAUUGUGAAAUAAUAAUCUAUUAAAUAAAAUAAUAAUGUACGUCACCUUUCAUACCUAAAAUGCAGCUCAAAGUGGGCCGCGCCUCAUCAACGUCACCCAAGAGCGCACUUGAAGAUGGGCUUAGGGCGCCAUUUGGGACAAGGCCGCAGAGAGCCGGUGCGUGUCUGCAGCUACAGUGGCUCCGUCUCAGAACUGCAACUCCCAUGAUUCCACCUUCGUACGUCAUCAGCCUCGGUCGGAAUUGGCGGGUCGCAAAAUCUUUUGUCUGGCCGAGUAACGAGUCUAUUUCUGCAAAACCUUUUCUUAAAAACAUUUCAAACGCCCUGCGGUACUUUUUAUUAAAAAUCUGAUAAAUUAGCACUCAUUUGGGGGUGUUGCUGCGCCGCUAUUUUAUUCAUCCAAAGCUCUUUUGACGUUGACAAGGAACCAGAAGGUUCCGCAGACUGUUCCCCGACGAGUAUGAGCCAGCCAACAGACAACACUAGUGAUGCUGCCGGUGUCACCUCAGAACCUGCACAGGCAGCUUCCAAACUGGCAUCCACCGGAGGAAAGAAGCAGAACAAGAGGAAGGUGGAGGAGGUGGUAGAAGAGGAAGAGGAAGAAUAUGUGGUGGAGAAGGUUCUGGACCGGCGGGUGGUGAAGGGCAGAGUCGAGUACCUGCUCAAAUGGAAGGGCUUCACAGAUGAUGCUUUUAAUGUCCCAAAUAGUGAAGACAACACAUGGGAGCCUGAAGAUAACCUUGACUGUCCAGACCUGAUAGCAGAGUUCCUGCAGUCACAGAAGAAGGCUGGAGAUGAGAAAAAAGACACAGGUGGCAAGAGGAAAGUGGGAGAGUCAGAUAAUGAGACAGGCAGUGAAGACAGGCCUAAGAAGAGGAAAGAUGAGGAGAAGCCACGGGGCUUUGCUCGGGGAUUGGAUCCUGAACGCAUUAUUGGAGCCACAGAUUCCAGCGGAGAGCUGAUGUUCCUCAUGAAGUGGAAAAAUUCAGAUGAGGCAGAUCUUGUGCCAGCAAAAGAAGCGAAUGUCAAGUGCCCACAAGUAGUUAUUUCAUUCUAUGAGGAACGACUAACGUGGCACUCGUACCCCAAUGAGGAAGAGGAGAAGAAAGAUGACAAAAACUAAACAAUAGGCAGAAAUGAGCAACAUGGUGGUUAUAGACAGAAUGGCAGAAAGUGGUUUGCUUUUUUUUUUUUUUUUUUUUUGGUGAAACUUUUUAACUUUUGCCAUAGAUCUUGGACACUUGGAUAUUGUGUAGAAAACACGCGUACAGUGGUGGGGUUUUCUGGAGAUAAAAUAUUAAAGAGUCUGUAUAGCAACUGCAGAAAUACUUCUCCAUUUGAUCCAUCUCCUUUCUUUUUUUUUUUCCUUUUUUUUUUUUUCUGAUUAUGGGAAAUGUAGUCUACCAAGCUGCAGUUUGGUCCGAAGUCAGUGUUUGUCUCAGAUAUGGUUUUAUGUGAGUACACUUUUGCAGCUAUGAUGUAUUGUGAUGUGAAGCAUAGACAACGGUAUUUUUUAAGCUAAAAUAAACUUAAACAGUUCAUUAAUAUUCUUCAUCUUUAAAUUAUUAAAGACUUGUUCUUAAAACAGACCUCCUUCUCUGUCCAGGUCUUCAUAUAGCCCUGGUUUAUAAUUUACCCCAUUAUAUUAUCAAGAAUUUCUGCAGGACAUUGAUAUAAGAUUGAACACAUUUACUGUAUUUUUAAGAUGGAUGGCCACUGUUUGUUGGUAUUUAUAUAUUUUUUUUUAUUAUUAUUAUGUCUGGUCAGUUGCUGUUUAAUACUGUCAAAUGCUCAGAUUUAAUAUUAAUAUUACAGCAAGUUUAUGAUCAUAUUUCCUCCUUUAAUCAAUAUAACAGUUUCUCCAUGAGUUUGGUGUGUGCUUAUGGUUGUUCUUGCUACUGUAAGUGCAACAAGAAGAAUUGAACAGGAUGAAACAGAUGCAGCCAAGUCAUUCAGAGAACGUAAAUAUCGUAUAUAUAAUGUUUUACCAAAGCCUCAUACCUCGUGAUUUUGAAAAGAACUGAUUUUCAGGUCUGUUGCUUUUCACUUUCAACUUCUGAGGCAGCAGUGUUUCGUUGCUGUAGCAUUUUUCCCCCAUCUUCUUUUAAACUCUGUUAUUAAAUGAUGACAUGUUGCUUUAUUCCAUAGAGUGUGUAAACGGAUAAUGCUGUCAGUGACUGCAGCAUUAUUUAAAAAUACAGGAACUGGAAUUCAUGUUUUAAAGUUUGUCUUGGUCUGGAAAGAGGACUUGUUGGGAGAUAGUAAACAUCCUCAUUUGUCUGGGUGUGCUGUAUUAAUUGAAUGAAACUUCAUGUGUGGAAGGCUGUUGAGGAUCUGAGGAUGCAGUAGAAUUUAACUGUUAUGUUUUGAUCAGUGCAUCACAUCAUUGACUGAAACUGCCUUGAUUUCUACAACCUCUCGCUUAGCUUUGGAAGCUACUUUUCCUAUAAUCCUAUCACUUUUUUUUUUUUUUUUUUUUUGGAUUAUUAUUAUUUUUGUUUUGUGGUUAGAGAUUUUGCACCUGGCCAUUUUACAUCUGAAUAGAUGGAUGCAGUGGGAUGGUUUAUAUGUGUAUAAAACUGCUGACAGAAAGCAGGUGAUCAAGUAGUCCACUAUAAUGGAACACAAUGUACCAUCGUUGUUAAAACAGAACCAAACUGAUUUAACUACAUGAUUAUCCAAGGCUCGUGUGGAUCAGGCUAAUGGUGACACCUUAGUUUCUGAAAAAUGUAUUAAUCAACUUCUAUAAAAAGUUGGUUCCAGUUUUCAGGGGAAACAAAAGUCAGAAUUGCAUCCCACUAGUUAAAAAUGCUACAUAUUCUCAUUCAGUUAGUGAGUAGAUGGCACAUUCGACAUUAGUGUUAUAGGAGUGCUCCUUUUGUUUUUUUAUUUAAACUUUUUAAAAGUUCCCAUUCUGUGUCCUGACUUGUCACUGUUAUUGUAAAUUCAUCUGUAUUUUCCCUCUUUUAGAUGUUUACUAUCUGUCUAACAUGUGCUAGACAUCUUUUGGUUUCUUUUUUCUUUUUCUUUUUUUUAAAUAAAUCCUUUUUAUUAAGA